Pichia membranifaciens NRRL Y-2026 is the source of this 612-nucleotide messenger RNA. RefSeq lists its product as hypothetical. The transcript has 2 exons. The coding region runs from base 1 to 612 and encodes 203 amino acids. NCBI's taxonomy places the organism in Eukaryota, Fungi, Ascomycota, Pichiomycetes, Pichiales, Pichiaceae. The record is from RefSeq and is a predicted model, not a curated record.
AUGCUGCUUCCUACAUUUUUACUUGCUGCAAUUGUCACGGGGUAUCUAAAUUUAUCUUCUUUAAGUGGCGUGAAUGCAGAUGCUGAUAUUGAUAAGACCGCAUACCGUAUUUACAAUCAGUUAUUUGGUUUUGGUUUUUACGCUAGUUUUAACUUAAGAUUUAGGAGAUAUUACGAUUCUGGUUUACUAAACAAUAUAGAGAACGUAUCGGGAGAAGACUUAGUCAAUGAAGGCGUGAUUAUGCGUGAAUUUUUGUACAGUGCUACACACGUAGCAGCAAAUACUUCAGUUGUGAACCAAUACAGAACUGUUGCUGAAAAUAUUGGUUACAAUGUGACAGAGAUUGUGUCUUUGAUCAAUACAAACACGAGUGGUUAUAAUACUGAUUUGCUCAGGAGGAUAACAUAUUACGAAGUUUAUGCGACGGACAGUGACACUAGCUGUGCGAACUUUGACAAGAAGUACUUGCAGAAGACCCGAAAUGAUGUGAAAAGAUGUCGAAAGAGCUUUGAUACAGAUAUGUUGCGUUCAUUCGAAAACAAAAAGUUACGUGCACUGUACAAGUUCAUAGUGCCCAUUGCAAUUGAAAAAUCCUAUAAACUAUGCAAGUAA